AUGGAUGUGUCCACAAAACGCCCAAUUACCCAGGGAUGGAGAUCUUCCAGCCAGUUCGUCAUCGUCACUGCGUGCCUGGCCAUGUUUACUGAAUCGCUGUUAGCCGGUUUCCCCGUACCUAUGCUCCCGUAUAUGCUAGAAGAGCGCCUUCACAACGAUCCCUCCCAAACCACUAGCACCACCAACAGCCUACUCAGUUUACAAGGCCUGGCGGCAAUCCUCGCUGCCCCUUCUUGCGCGGCUCUGUUCGAUACGAUCUCAAACCAGAAGAUCCCACUAUACUUGGCACUUGUGCUUUGUCUGGCUGGAACUGCGCUGUUUGCAAUCACCACCACAUCAUGGGUACUAUACCUGGGCAGGAUACUACAGGCAGUAGCUGCCUCGGCUGCAUGGCUCGCGUGCACGACCAUGCUCACCGAGGUCGCGGGUAGUGCACGAGCUGGGGCAAUGUUGGGACUGAGCAUGUCUUUUUCAACGUUGGGAACGGUCAGCGGACCGAUGUUUGGGGGCGUUCUUCUAGGCUGGUUCGGAUACUGGCCAGCUUGGUCCCUGCCGAUGGCUCUGCUGAUCCUCGACAUGAUUGCACGCUUCGUUAUGAUUCAGCCUGACUAUCAUCUACUUGAUUCGCAAUCUCAAAUCAGUCUUGCCAACCGUAGCAAGAUAUGUCAAGAUGUCCCCGAAUCGUCCCCCUUCCUGCCCCAAUCACCUUCAUUUGACCCAGACAUCACAACGAAAGCGGAGUCCGACAGCACUGCAACCGCAGAAUAUCGCAACUACUACACCGUAAUGCUCCAAGACGCAGGAAUGUGGGCAGCCGUUCUAAACACCAUGUCCCAAGCCGCACUCCGGACAGCAUUCAACGCCACUCUACCUGUGUAUCUUCGAGAUACAUUUAACUGGGGCCCAUCGUCAGUCGGGGCGAUAUUCUUUGCCCUCCAAGUCCCAGUCAUCUUUUUGCCUCCCCUAUUUGGCCAUCUCCGAGAUCGUGUCGGUAUUCGAUACCCAACAGCAAUCGGUUGGGCUCUUCUUUGCCCGUUGAUGUGUUACUUAGGUGUACCUGGUAGGGAUGUCUCCCAGGCUAGUGGGAGCCGGACAGAUGAUAAAGUAGCCUUUAUUGUAUGUAUAUGUGCUAUCGGUUUAGUGAUGUCGUCGGUUCAAGGUGCCGGGUCGUUUCAUAUGAGGUUCCUCUUAGAGGAAGUUGAAAAAGAUACUCCCACCUUGUUCGGCCCUAAUGGUGGGCGUGCAAGGUGCUUCGCGCUGGUCUCUAUCUCGUUCAACGUCGGUCUGAUGCUCGGCCCGGUUGUUACUGGGUUCCUAUUUGAGAGUGCGGGAUACUAUUAUAUGAAUAUUGUUCUGGGUGUUGCCUGCUUGGGGGUAGCGGUGGUGACAUUUAUGUUCUGCUGA
Messenger RNA from Aspergillus tubingensis, 1404 nucleotides. RefSeq names its product MFS general substrate transporter. The transcript is spliced from 5 exons. The record is from RefSeq and is a predicted model, not a curated record. Gene Ontology annotation, molecular function: transmembrane transporter activity. Gene Ontology annotation, biological process: transmembrane transport. Lineage: Eukaryota; Fungi; Ascomycota; Eurotiomycetes; Eurotiales; Aspergillaceae. The coding region runs from base 1 to 1404 and encodes 467 amino acids.